AUGCAAUUAACUACUACUACUAGUUCUACUUCCACAAUUAAUAGACCAUCUCCAUUACCUUCAAUUUCACAUCAUCAUCAUCAUCAUCAUCAUCGUUCAUCAAAUAAUAAUAUAUUACCACCUAUUCAUCAAUUAAAAUCUAUUUCAUUACCACCUAUAUCAGAUAUAUUAAAAGAAAAUAAUAAUAAUCAUCAGAAAUCUCCUUUAUCUUCGCCAAACCAUAUUCUCCCAUCAGUAACGCAUCUUUACCCUCAAUCUCAAUCUCAAUCUCAAUCUCAACAUCAACAACAACAUGGACCAAAUCAACCACAACAAUAUUUUAAUUAUACUCAUCAAAAACAAAAUACAUCAACAAUACAGAGAAAUAACUCAAUUAAUCCAGUUAAUUUAGUUAAUGACGGUUCAUCAAAUAAUUCAGGAUCAAGAAGAACUAGAAAUAAUUUACCAAAAGAAAUAACAUAUAUAUUAUUAAGGUGGUUACAUGAUCAUAUUAAUCAUCCAUAUCCAAAUUCAUUUGAAAAAAAUCAGUUAAUGAUGGCUACUGGAUUAAAUCAACAACAAUUAUCAAAUUGGUUUAUAAAUGCAAGAAGGAGGAAAAUAAAAACCAUUAAAGAACAAAAGAGAUUAAACUUGGUAUAG
Molecule: messenger RNA, 639 nt
Organism: Insectozyma verbasci
Lineage: Eukaryota; Fungi; Ascomycota; Pichiomycetes; Serinales; Debaryomycetaceae
Source: the annotation of a GenBank genome assembly